CCGCCCCGUCAUUGUCCCCGUCUCCUUUUCCCUCCCGUCCGUCCUAAGCGCUUUUGAGAGUUGCUGCCUUCCCCCGCUGCCCCGCGUCUCUCCGCCUUCAGUGGGGCCAGCCUCGCGAGCAAGAUGGAGGGCUGCCUGGGGGAGGAAUCUUUUCAGAUGUGGGAGCUCAACCGGCGCCUGGAGGCCUACUUGGCGCGGGUCAAGGCGCUAGAGGAGCAGAACGAGCUGCUCGGCGCGGAGCUCGGGGGCCUCCGGGCGCAGACAGGGGACGCCUCGUGGCGGGCCCGUGCCGACGACGAGCUGGCGGCCCUGCGGGCCCUCGUCGACCAGCGCUGGCGCGAGAAGCACGCGGCCGAGGUGGCGCGCGACAACCUGGCGGAAGAGGCGGAGGGCCGGCUGCGGGCGGAGCGCGGCGGCCUCCGGGAGCGCCGGGCGGCGCUGGAGCAGCGGCUGGAGGGCCGCUGGCAGGAGCGGCUGCGGGCCACCGAGCAGUUCCAGCUGGCGGUGGAGGCCCUGGAGCAGGAGAAGGAGGGCCUGCAGAGCCAGAUUGCCCAGGUCCUAGAAGGUCGGCAGCAGCUGGCACACCUCAAGAUGUCCCUUAGCCUAGAGGUGGCCACAUACAGGACCCUCCUAGAGGCUGAGAAUUCCCGGCUGCAGCCCCCUGGCGGUGGUGCCAAGGCUCCCCUCAGCUUCCAGGACUCUAAGCUGGAGCUGCAUUUCUCUGGGACCCCAGAGGGCCAGCAUCUGGGACCUUUGCUCUCUGCCCUGAGCCCUACUCCCCUCUCCUCGCCCUUGCCCGAUACCCUGGAGACACCCGUGCCAGGCUUUUUGAAGACCCAAGAGUUCCUCCAGGCCCGUACCCCAACCUUGGCCAGCACCCCCAUCCCGCCCACACUUCUGGCUCCCUGUGCUGUUACAGAUGCAGAGAUCAAAGCCCAGGACGCCCCCCUCUCCCUGCUCCAGCCACAGAUUGGGAGGCAGCGGGCUCCAGAGGCCAGGUGGGCUGAAGCCAAGGUGGCCGUCCCUACCAGCAUCCUGCCUGGACCAGAGGAACCCGGGGGCCAGCAACAGGAGGCCAGUACAGGCCAGUUCCCUGAGGAUCGUAUUUCCUUGGCCCCACCCCUCAGCCCUGACCACCCCAGUUUAGAGGCCAAGGGCGGAGAACCUGUUGGGUCUGGAAUGUCCAGCAGAUUCCAGGAGGAAGGUGAAGGGCAAAUUUGGGGGCUGGCAGAGAAAGAAACAGAUAUAGAGGUCAAAAUGGUGAACGGUUUGCAGCAGGAAACAUGGCAAGAAGAUGUGGGUCUGAACAUGAGGGAAAUCCAGGACUCCCAGAGUCCUUUGGAAAAUGAAACUCUGAAGUCUCUGGAAGAGGAAAUUCCAGAGCCACUGAUGUCUCUGGAAAAACAGACCCAUGAGACACUGAGAUCUCUACAGAAGGAGAAUCCAGAAUAUCUGAGGUCUUUAGAAGAGAGUUUAGACACAUCAAAAGGUCUAGAAAAGGAGAAACAAGAGCUAUUGAAGUCUCUAGAAGAAGAGGAUGCAUAUGUAGUGAGACCUCUAGAAAAAGAGGCUCUAGAAAUACUUGAGCCUAUAGGACUUGAGCACUCACAGACAUUGCAAUCUCUAGAAAGGGAGAAUCAAGAACUAAUGAGGUCUCAUGAAGGUAAUCUAGAGACAUUUUUAUGUCCAGAAAAUGAUAGUCAAAAAUCAGUGAGGUCUCAAGAAGAGAACUUUGAGUCAAUAAGAGAUCUAGAAAAGGAGAAUCAAGAGACUCUGAGGUCUCUAGAAGAUGGGAAUCGAGAGAACUCAAGACUAUUAGAAAGAGAGAACCAAGAGUUUCUGAACUCUCCAGAAGAUGAGAAGCACAAGACCUUGGGAACUCUAGAAAAUGAGAACCAGGAACCUCUGAGGUCUCUAGAAGAAGACCAGGACACAGUGAAGCCUCCAGAGAAAGAGAACCAAGAGCCAGUGGGGUCUCUAGAAGAAGACCAGAAGACACUGAGACCUCUAGAAAAAGAGAACCAAGAGCCUGUGAAGUCUCUAGAAGAAGAACACCAGGAGACAUUGAGACCUCUAGAAAGAGAGAACCAGGAGCCAGUGAAGUCUCUAGAAGAAGAACACCAGGAGACAUUGAGACCUCUAGAAAGAGAGAACCAGGAGCCAGUGAAGUCUCUAGAAGAAGAACACCAGGAGACAUUGAGACCUCUAGAAAGAGAGAACCAGGAGCCGGUGGGGUCUCUAGAAGAACACCAGGAGACAUUGAGACCUCUAGAAGAAGAGAACCAGGAGCCAGUGAAGUCUCUAGAAGAAGAACACCAGGAGACAUUGAGACCUCUAGAAAAAGAGAACCAGGAGCUGGUGGGGUCUCUAGAAGAAGAACACCAGGAGACAUUGAGACCUCUAGAAAGGGAGAAACAGGAACCUCUAGAAAGAGAGAACCAGGAGCCAGUGGGGGCUCUAGAAGAACACCAGGAGACACUGAGACCUCUAGAAAGAGAGAACCAGGAGCCAGUGAAGUCUCUAGAAGAAGAACAGGCAACCCUGAGGCCUCUAGAAAAAGUGAAACUAGAGCCACUAAAGUCUUUUGGAAAAGACCAGGAGAUAUUUAGACCUCUUGAAAAAGAGAAUCAACAAUUAUUAAGAUUCCUAGAAGAGGGUGCAGAGACAAUGAGAUCUUUGGAAACAGAGAAUUUAGAGUCAUCACAGUCUGCAAGAGAAGACUUAGGAACAUUGCAGUCUCUAGAAACUCAAGAGUCAUUGUGGUCUCUAGAAAAAAUGAAUCAGGAGGCAGUGGAACCUCUAGAAAAGGAAAGUCAAGAACCACCGGAGUCUGUGGAAGAGAACCAGGAAACAUUGGAACCCCUAGAAAAGGAGAAUGAGGAGUCACAGAGAUCUCUGGGAGAGUGGAGCCUAGAAAAUUCGAGACCUUCAGAAGAGAGAGGUCAGGAAAGUCAAAGGUACUGGGCAGAGGAAGAGACCCUGGAGCAGAUGGAGAAUCAGGAGUCCUCAGGGUCUUUGAAAGAGGAAGGGCAGGAGUUGCCACUGUCUGCCCCCCAGCAGGGCAGGGACGAGACUGUGGGGGAGCAAGCACCGGAUCAGGAAAUGCCCCCUGGUGGCACUGCAGGGGACAAGGAGGCUGAGGCAGUGCUGGCCGGGAGGGAGUGGGAUGGCUUCACAGGCAGGGCUGGGGGGCAUGGGGAGUGGCAGCUGGCGGCCACAGGGGAGGUCUGGAGCGCAGGUGAGGGGCACCCAGGGAGCCCUGAGCCCAAAGAGCAGAGGGUCCCAGUUGAGGCAGCCGAGGGGGAGGGAGGCACUGAGGGCUUCCAGGACCCUCCAGGGCAGCCGGAGCAAGUGGGGGGCCCGGGCCUCCAAGCAACACAGGGAGUGUCAGAGGGGAGAGACCUGGUGUUGGACGGUGGAGAGGAGGCCCCGAGGGGCGGCUGGGCCUCCUCAGAGGUCCCCUCGUGGUUAGACACGGGCGCGGGAAGCCAGCAGGGGCCAGAGCAGGAGGCGGCAGCGCCAGCCAUGGGCGAGGAAGGUUUGGAGGCAGAGAGGAGGCAGGGCUUGCAAGGGCCCCAGAAGGACCCAGAGGAGGCAGCUGCUCUGGAACCAGAACUUUCCACCAUGCUGAGGAGGAGCACAGACCUCCUGGAGCCGCUCAGGUGCGGGGAGGAGUCAGAGCCUGAGGCCCCCUGGGGAGCAGAGGGGCGGUUCCCUGCCGAGAUUGGGGGUGGUCCCCCUCAGCCCGGGCCCCUGGGGCCAGAGGAAGCUGGGGGAGGUUCGGAACUAGUGCCAGGGCCCCCCAGCCCCAGGCCCACGGAGCCCCGGUCGCCAGCGCCAAUCCCUGGAGAUGUCCCUGGGCCCCAGCCCCUGGCUGAGGGGGGCCAGGAGGUUGGCUGGGGGCUGCAGGGCAGAGCGGAGGCUCUGGGAGGGGUGGAGGGGGAGCCCGAAGAGCUGGGUUCUGAGGGGAGCUCGGAGGAUCUCCAGGAGGAGGGGGAGGAGAACCGAGAAGACAGCGAGGCUGAUGAGCUCGGGGAGACCCUUCCUGACUCUACCCCCCUGGGCCUCUAUCUCCGGUCCCCCGCCUCCCCAGAGUGGGACCUGCUUGGAGAGCAGAGGCCCUCCCCUCAAGGGGAGACCAGAAAGGAAGGCUGGAUUCCUUCGGUCCCGGGCUGUGGGGCCCAGCCUGGGGGGGAGGGGAAGGGGGAGGGGGAGGAGGAAUGUGGUCAGGACUCUGACUUGUCAGAGGAAUUCGAGGAUCUGGAGGCUGAGGGCUCUCUCCUUCCCGGGGGCCCCGGAGAGGCCGCGGAGCCUGGGGGCCAGGAGCCCCAGCUGCUGCUGAAGCCUGCAGCCUGGGAAGGGGGCGGGGAGUCCGAUGGGUUUGCAGACGAGGAAGAGAGUGGGGAGGAGGGAGAGGAAGACAAAGAGGAAGAAGAGGGCAGGGAGCCAAGGGCCGGCCGGUGGGGCCCGGGGCCCUCUGUCAGCACCCUCCGGGCUCUGAGUGGCCCUCAGAGGGGGACCCUCCCGGGGGCUGAGACCAUGGAUGUCAGUGUCCCCUGGGGUGAUGGCCUGAGGGGCGUCGCAGGUGAGGAGUCCCAGGACAGCACGGAGCCCUCGGGCUCAGAGGAAGAGUCUGACCCCGCCCCCUUGGACAAGGAGGACUCAGUCCCUGGCCCUCUGGAAACUCGCGGGGGGGUGGAUGACACCGGCCUGGGGGUAGGGGACACCCUUGGUGUCUAUGGCCAGGCCCCCAGCUUGAAGCAGGAAUUAGAGCAGGUGAAUGGGGGGGUGGUAAACGGGCUGGAGCAGCCGGAGGCAGGAGGGCAGGGGAAACUGGGGGACCCCGAGGGGGACCGAGGGAGCCCCUUGGAGGACGAGGAGGAGGGGGGUGUCCUGAAGACCCCUUGGGCGGGACCCCCUCUCCACCUGGGCCCAGGCCAGUUCCUGAAGUUCGGUCAGCGGGAGGGAGAUGCAGAGUCCUGGUCCUCAGGGGAGGACUAGAGAGAGAGCCUCUCUUCCUCCCUGAGGACUUGGUGGGGUGGGGGUGUGAUCCCCAAGCCCCCUCCCUGCCCGGAGACCGCACCCUUAAGUUAUGAUCUCUUGACCUGUGGUCUCUGUCCCAGAGGCCUGACUGGCCAGGGUGAAACGGGGUGUGGCACACAGGUGCGGUCCAAGAAUAGAGGACCCUGAGACCCCGCGGGAGGGCCCCUCCAGCUGCCACUGUCCCACGAGGCUUAACCAGCUGAACCCCUGUAGGACUAGGCGCCUUUCCUUACAGCCCCCCUUCUCCCCUGCCUGUCCGUGGGGGAGGGCUCCUCCCAGGGGAGGGGCUGUGGCACUCUUGGCCACAGGGCCCCCUCAUCACCCUUCUCGGGGUGUGGCUGCUGGUCACUGUUUAACCUCUCUGAACCUCUGGCCACCAGGUGAAGGUGUUCCCCUGUCCUGAGCCCCUGUUUCCCUGCCACUGUGUCUGACUCAUCCCUGCCCGAAUAAAGUCAUGUUUCCACCUACAAA
Messenger RNA from Suricata suricatta (meerkat), 5514 nucleotides. It is a transcript of the gene NES, whose product is annotated as nestin. The coding region runs from base 124 to 5001 and encodes 1625 amino acids. Gene Ontology annotation, biological process: positive regulation of intermediate filament depolymerization. Gene Ontology annotation, cellular component: intermediate filament. Gene Ontology annotation, molecular function: CCR5 chemokine receptor binding; intermediate filament binding. NCBI's taxonomy places the organism in Eukaryota, Metazoa, Chordata, Mammalia, Carnivora, Herpestidae. The transcript is spliced from 6 exons. The record is from RefSeq and is a predicted model, not a curated record.